CUUUUUUUUUUUUAAUUUUUUCUUUUUUCGUUUUCGCGUUCUUAUCUCGUCGUCGUCGUGCCGUUCACUAGAUUAGGGUUCCGGCGAUCGUUUCUCGGAGAAGGAUAAUGGGGAAGAACGAGAUCUCAAUGGUGGUGGUGCUGUUUUUGUUUGUGGCAGCGGCGUGCUACCUUCCGAUCAAUGUCUCGGCGGCGCGGAAUGUGCCGGCGCAGAACAAGUUCAUCGUUGAGGGCAAAGUCUUUUGUGAUAGUUGCCAGUUUGGGUAUGAGACCCCGCUCUCUACUUAUCUUGCCGGUGCCAAGGUCAGAGUAGAAUGCCGUGAUAAGGCCACCGGUGCUAAGACAUGCCAUUUUGACGGUGUCACUGAUCAUACUGGAACUUACAACAUCUAUGUUUCCGAUGAGCAUGAGCAUGAGACCUGUGAAUCUGUGCUCCUGAGCAGCCCACACCCACAAUGUGCCAAGUUGGUUGCUGGCCGUGAGAGAGCUGUGGUUUUCCUCACCCACAACAAUGGCAUUGCCUCCGACAAGAGGUUCGCCAAUGCCAUGGGCUUCGAGAAAGACACCCCUUUGCCCAAAUGCGCUGAGCUGAAGAAGCUCUAUGAGCAAUAUGAUGAUUAAACUAUAAACUCUUCUCUUGAUAUAUUUAAUGUUUUAUUUGGUUAUAUUAUUGAACUUCAGAACAUUGUAUUUGUUGGAUUUUAGUAUGAUAAUGCUGAACAUGAACAUCUUCUUCUGUGUUGUUGGCCUUUGAAUCAAAGUUCGUGUGCGCUGUUUAUUGGUAGUGAA
Dioscorea cayenensis subsp. rotundata (Guinea yam) is the source of this 788-nucleotide messenger RNA. RefSeq names its product pollen-specific protein C13-like. The coding region runs from base 108 to 620 and encodes 170 amino acids. Lineage: Eukaryota; Viridiplantae; Streptophyta; Magnoliopsida; Dioscoreales; Dioscoreaceae. The record is from RefSeq and is a predicted model, not a curated record. The transcript is spliced from 2 exons.